Molecule: messenger RNA, 588 nt
Organism: Parastagonospora nodorum SN15
Lineage: Eukaryota; Fungi; Ascomycota; Dothideomycetes; Pleosporales; Phaeosphaeriaceae
Exons: 2
Coding region: 1-588 (195 amino acids)
Source: RefSeq, a predicted model, not a curated record
AUGCGUUUCUCCAACCUCGCCGUCUUCGCCCUCACCGGCUUGACCAUCGCCAGCCCCGUCGUCAGCAAGCGCGACACAAACGCCGAUGUCGUCUCUCUCCUAACCGACCUCUACGCCACGGUGCAAACCUACACCGGCGCUAUCAACGCCACUCUAGCAACUCUAUCUCCCUCGUCCUCCAUCCUCGAAAAAACCGCCGCCGCGCCCCUCGUCGGCGAACAAAUCUCCAAAAUCACCGCAGCAAUCACGUCGACCGCGGGCGAGAUCAAGGCUCUCCCACCCGUCACUGGCGGCGAGCCCACCACCAUCACCACCACGUCCACAUCCCCUACUGAAAAGCGCCAAGUCGGCGCCAUCGCCGUCGCGGCUCUUCUCGGGCUCAUCAUCGUGGAGAUAUUCGCAACCUUGGGCGCAGCCAUCUUGGUCUUGGGCGUGGGCUUACUGUUGGUGUUCACGACGCCGAUGGUGAGUUCGCUGAGUCUGUUGAUUCUGACGGUGCAGGCGGUGUUGAAUGUUGUGUUGCUUGGUGUGACGACGCUGUUGAACACCAUUCUGACGAGUUUGGCGUUGGGGGUUUCGGGGUUGUAG